Molecule: messenger RNA, 463 nt
Organism: Drosophila mauritiana
Lineage: Eukaryota; Metazoa; Arthropoda; Insecta; Diptera; Drosophilidae
Exons: 1
Coding region: 30-137 (35 amino acids)
Source: RefSeq, a predicted model, not a curated record
GAGAUCCGUGUAAGCGUUAAAGCGCCGACAUGACUGCGGACAGGAAUUCCGCGUGGUGUAAUCCUCGGAAUGGAAUGGAACAGGGUGACGUUGUGAUGAAAUGGGAUGGCUUGGUCGUGCUGCAAACCAAAUAUUAGCUCUGCAGCUGCACUGUUUUUCAAUUAAACUAGCUGAAUGCUCCUUCAGUCGUGCAUUAAAAUGAAAAUUUAAUCACGCCAACGGCCAUGGCUGCGAAAUGAAUCACAUUCGCUGACCUGAACCUGAACCCCACGACUCCUCGAUCGGGAAAAGGAAAAAUGCGAGGCUGAGGCCAUGGAGGCGCAUACGUAUUGUGAGGAAAUAUGUAAUUAAAUUUUUCUCCCGUAUGUCAUGUCUUCGCCUCGAGCAAGCUGAUGGUUUUUUUAUGAAGGCUUUAUGGGGUAGUCGUGGUUCUUCACACUACAACGGCUAUCAAGCAAUUGGA